This is a messenger RNA of Moesziomyces antarcticus, 2046 nucleotides long. RefSeq names its product glycoside hydrolase. The transcript has 2 exons. Gene Ontology annotation, molecular function: alpha-L-arabinofuranosidase activity. Bases 1 to 2046 code for a protein of 681 amino acids. Lineage: Eukaryota; Fungi; Basidiomycota; Ustilaginomycetes; Ustilaginales; Ustilaginaceae. The record is from RefSeq and is a predicted model, not a curated record. Gene Ontology annotation, biological process: L-arabinose metabolic process.
AUGAAGUCACUGAGCCUCUCUUGGGUCGCUUUGGCCUUGACCUUGGGCGCUUGCUUAUUCGAGUCCGUCGGCGCAGCUCCUUCCUCCUCUUCUCUCUCCACUGCUGCGGCUUCCUCUCCUGCAGUCACUUACAACGUUGCAGCCAAGCCCUCGAGGCAAUCCAAGUUCGCUCUCGCUGCCUUCAUCGAAACGAACAUAAACAGCGGCACGGAUGGCGGCCUUUACGCCGAGACGAUCCGCAACAGGGCCUUCCAGGACAAUGUCAGCAAUGCCGCCAACACCAACAACGCCCUCGGCAAGGGUUCCCUCCUUCACUGGACCGGUACCUCAAAGGGUACCGAGCUCACCCUCUCCCUCGACAACUCGCUGUCGGCAGCGUUGCCCCAGUCCGCUAUCGUAACAGGCCAGAAGACCGACUCUUGUGGCAUUGCCAACUCGGGCUUCGAGGGCUUCAGUGUGACCAAGCAGCCUUACAAGCUCGCCUUUUACGCUCGUUCUCCUACUGGCAAGCCCACCACCGUCCCAGUCGAGGUCGGACUCUACUCGAGCGACUCCUCCAAGACCUUCGCCAAGCAAACACUCCCAUUGAAGCUUUCAGGAGAAUGGCAGAAGUUCGAGACCACUUUGACACCGUCACAGGCGGCCAGCAACAACAACAACGUCUUUGCUAUCAAGACGCAAGGCGCUUGCAACGACGGCUUCCAGGUCAACCUCGUCUCGCUCACGCCACCCACGUGGCAAGGCACCGUGGCGAGGCCAGACUUGGCGCAGGCGCUUGCCGACAUCAAGCCCAAGUAUGUUCGCUUGCCUGGCGGCAACGACCUCGAGGGCAACAACAUCCCAUCUUGGUUCAACUGGACCAACGCUGUCGGCGAUCUCAAGAACCGCCCCGGCCGAACCCCGACCUGGACUUCGGACUGGAACACAGAGGGCCUCGGGCUAAUGGAGCUCAUGGACCUAACAGAGAAAUGGGGAGCCCAGGCGAUUUUGGGAAUCUACGCCGGCUACUCGCUGGAUGGCAAGGCGGUCCCGCAGAACCAGCUCGGCCCUUACAUCCAGUCGGCGCUCAACCAGCUCCAUUUCCUCCUCGAUACCACCGGUCGCUGGGCGGAUCUGCGAAAGUCGUACGGCCGCUCAGCUCCUUACAAGUUCCAACAUGUCGAGAUCGGCAACGAGGAUUGGCUCGGCGCGGCCGUACAGACCUACGGACCAUACCGUUGGGCUGCCUUCCGCGAUGCCAUCGCCAAAGAGUUCCCGCAGCUAACUCUCAUCGCAUCUACGCUGCUUAAUGGCGUCGAGGGCGCCAAGGCUGUAGACGACCAUUUGUACGCCACGCCUUCCCAGCUCUUCGCCUUUGCAGAGGGCAUGGACGCUACGUCAAGAGCGAUUCCUAUCUGGGAGCUCGAAUAUGCGGUGAUCAAUAGUGGUUUGACGAAUGACUCGGACAUCUACUCUGGGCCUGGACGCUUGAAGCAUCCGACGCUGAUCGGUGCUUUGGCCGAGGCGACGUUCCUUGCCGGCGCCGAGCGCAACGGGGACAUCUUCUAUAGUGCUGCCUACGCGCCGCUCUUCCAGAAUGAAGGCACCAAUCUAACGCAGUGGACGCCGGACCUGCUGAGUUUCAACGCCGGCCAAAUGGUCAAGUCGACUUCGUACUACAUUCAGUAUGCCUGGGGCAACUAUCCGAUCGAGCAGAUCCACGAUACGAGCCUGUCGACGCCCACAAACUCUUCGCACAUCUAUCAUUCCUUCGGUUCCGACGGUCAAGGCCAUCUCGUUGCCAAACUGAUCAACACCAACGCAGCGGCUCGAGACGUCAAGGUGCAGUUGGGCAGCGGUGCCAAGUUGUCGGCCAACGGGGCCAAGAGCUGGCAGAUGAAGGGCAACGACCCGCAGGCCGCCAACACGCUCAGCAACCCGCAGGCUGUCGUUCCGCAGAGCAGCUCGAGCGGACUGCCACAGGGCGCCCAGCUCACAAGCGACGGAUCUCUGACAGUGACGCUUCCAGCCUACUCGGCUACGGUGCUUAACCUUGCGCUUGCGUGA